AUGAAGUUUCUCGCCACGGUUCUGUCUAGUGCCGUACUUCUGCAACAUGUCGCUGCUCAAGGUGGAUAUCUCUUUACCAUCGACCAGACUAUUACCUCAUCGUCGACCGCCAUGAUCGAUUCCGAGAUGGCUAGUGCUAUCGUCGCGAGAAGAAGAGGCCUCACAUCCGACCGAUACCUGGGAAUAUCGAAUGAAAUGAUGCUUGACGACAUCAACGCUUAUGGAGGAUAUCAGGCGCCUCUCUUCAGAGACGGUCAAAAGACGGACGGACCAGGGAAGCUGUUCAUCAGGAUAUCCGGGGUCGAUAUGCAGAUCUCUGAAUUCGAUGUUGCUAUGCCCGAUUUAUGGAUUCAAGAACCAACCAAAGAUCUCCUCACCGAUUUUGCAACCGUACCCGGGCGCAAGGAAAAGGACGGGAUUUGCGAGUAUACUGUGCCUCUCAAUCCGAACACGCCAGAGAGCAAAGGUGUCGAAGUCAUCUUCUCAUAUCCUUUGGAAAAUGAACCAUCAUGCAUGUCGGUCUCAGAAGUUCCAAACAUCCCCAUCAUUCUAUCCCUCUACAGCUUCCUCCCUACAAACCCCUCUGGCGUCCAGGCCUCCUUGGGACCUCUAAUUCGAAUCCUCAAACACUUCUCCGCCACCGACAAUGUCGAAUCUACCCUCGUCCUCCUCCCAUCGAAGCUUCCCAAGGCGUCUCAUAACCACGCUCAUCACAACCGCGCCCGUGCCGCGCAGAAGUCCGAAGAAGAACCACUUGAUAUCCCUUCCGCAACACCAACCGGGAUUCCUCCCUUUGACGCUGUGCCUGCUUCCACCGCCAGCUCCAACUUCACCCUCCCUUCAGUGAUUCCGUCUUGCUUUACUUCGCAAUCGACAUGCGAAAGCACCACAAAUUUCUGCUCCGGCCACGGCUCUUGUUACAAGGCGCACACCAGCUGCUUCAAAUGCAAAUGCGAAUCGACCCUUGUCCGUGUGAAUGAAGAUGGUACGAAGAAAACGGUCCAAUGGGGUGGUGCGGCAUGCCAGAAGAAAGACGUCAGUGUCCCGUUUGUUCUGUUCGCCAGUUUCGCCGUGGUUAUGGCUGCAUUGAUCGCCGGUGCCAUUAGCAUGCUCUAUAACAUGGGCAACCAAGAAUUGCCCAGUGUUAUUGGUGCGGGUGUCGCAGGUCCUCGAUCAGGAAAGUGA
Rhinocladiella mackenziei CBS 650.93 is the source of this 1185-nucleotide messenger RNA. RefSeq lists its product as uncharacterized. The transcript is spliced from 2 exons. The coding region runs from base 1 to 1185 and encodes 394 amino acids. Lineage: Eukaryota; Fungi; Ascomycota; Eurotiomycetes; Chaetothyriales; Herpotrichiellaceae. Gene Ontology annotation, cellular component: endoplasmic reticulum. The record is from RefSeq and is a predicted model, not a curated record.